UUCGCUGACGAGCUUUUUCCUCUUUGGAAUCAGCCACAAAGUUGAGUUGGCUGUCACAGUCUUCGGAACGAUUUUGCUCCUUUUGCUCUAAUCAGCCAGCGGUCCCACUCUUCCACAAACCAGCUUCCAGUGUCCCGUCAGCUAGCAAGCCCGUUUGUGGUCAUUGGUGCCGAAAUCCAGGAACAACACACGACGCAGCAGCGAUGCCCCCAGCCGUGAAAGUGUCCGCCGACGGGGACAAACAUCUGAGCGACAUUACGGCGAUCCUGUUCUGCAAGGACCACGUCUUCACUUCCGGUGGCGACGGAAAGAUCAAGGUAUGGACCAAAGAUCUAGUCCUCAAAAAAGAAGUAGCCGUUCACGAGGCAUGGAUCUACGCGAUGGCCGUCGAUUCGCAAGGCCGGAUAUACAGCAGCAGUGCCGACGGAACGAUACGUUCUCUAGCUGAUCCGCUGCAGUCGGACAAGGUCGAGGAACUGCUCAAGUGCAGCGACGAUAUUGAGUCCCUGUUUGUAGAUAGUAAGGACAACCUUUACAGUGGCGAUGACAAGGGAAUCAUAACGAUGUGGGUAGAUAGAAAGAUCAAGUUCAAAUUCAACCUAGUCGAACAGAUGCGAUCAAUCGCCGUACAAAACAACUUUAUCUACUCGAUUCGGGACAACGACCUCACGAUUACGGAGGUCCUGGAAGGUUCCUCCACCGGACGUUACAUUACCAAGGCGAGCAUCCCCGGCAAGUGCCCGGUGACGUUGAGUGGAUCAUACGCCAACACAACCAACAGCCACGUGACGAUCGUGACACGCGACGGCCUCGGAGUUGUCUGCAUCAAGAACAACAGCAAGGAACACUUCCCCGUGCUGUGGACCAAAGAGAAAGCCCACGACAUGAUCAUCAACUGCAUCCUGGGAGCGGGAGAGGACCUGCUGUACACGGCCGGCUACGACGGUAUCGUGAAGCAGUGGAACGGCCUCGACAAGGAUCCCAAGCUCGUGUCCGAGGUGAACAUCGGCGGAGGGUGCCUGAAUGCGCUCUGCCUGGGCACGGAUCGGUCCACCGUUUACGUCGGCGGCAGCGACGGACUGCUGCGGGCGGUGCAGUUCUCCUAAUCGUAAUACGGGGCGAGAGGGAAGAGAGUCGACAAAUGCUGCAAAGUGCCAUCAACCAAAAAAACGGAGGGAGUGAUUUUUUACUGCUUAUAUUAAACAAAUUUUUGUUUUUCUUUUUGAAGAAGGUAAGUGAACGCUAGGUUCCUUACUAUUAUACAGUACCAACCAGAGAGAAUCUAACAAACCAAAGCACUCGGAGGUGAGCUACCAUCGGUAAUAAACAUCUCGAAAUCAAA
Molecule: messenger RNA, 1342 nt
Organism: Culex quinquefasciatus (southern house mosquito)
Lineage: Eukaryota; Metazoa; Arthropoda; Insecta; Diptera; Culicidae
Exons: 3
Coding region: 204-1106 (300 amino acids)
Molecular function (GO): protein binding
Source: RefSeq, a predicted model, not a curated record